AUGAGCGCCGACAGAGUUAACACAUUCUCAAUCGAGUCGUUCAUGCAGUCGUAUCGCCAGGGCACUCAUUUUUCCAAGGAUACUGUUCAAAGGGUUGCAGACGCAUGUGGCAGGGCUCUUAGGCAAGCCCAGAUACUCCACGAGAUAACGUACACCACCCCACCCAGCGCGAGGCUAGAGGGGGAGCUCAAAAUGCGCGAGGCGCUCCGAGGUAAGCCUUAUACGCAGAACGACGAGAUCGAGGCGGAUGUCAUUUUGGCCAGCGUAUUGGUCCAAGUGCACCUGCCCCAGGAGAGAAGUCAUGUCAGCCAGAUCAUUUGCGAAAACUUCGAGAUACACCAUCGAUCUGCCAGGACGGUAGAUGGGAUUGGAACCGCACCAGAACCAACCAACCUGUGCACGGAGUACUAUUGGGUCUCGUUGAAAGAAGAGAAUGUGUGGCCGCCGAGGCUUGUUGAAGUUCAGGUUGCGACAGACGAAGGCGAUAGAGAGUUCAGAACCCAGGAUGAACUGGUAGAGUUCCUCAGCAAAUGGGCGGUUCUCAUAGGCAUGGAGGUGAAGCGCGGCGACGUGCAACCACUCUGGGAACUAUUGAACGUUCCGACUUCGCAGCAAGUCAGGGACUUCCGAGAUUUUCUGGCGGGCCUCAAUCUGUCAGCAGCGCCCGAUUUAGGUAGCGACUACGCGCGCAGGGCGCGUGAGUUUGAGCCCGGACUCGAAUUCAGCCUUGCCAUGUACGUGGCCGAUUCACUAAUGCGGUCGCCGAGGGGGAAUGACGGAAUUCAAAGAGCAAUGUCAGUCUUGGAGGAGAAGCCCGAGGCAGAGCAGCAAAGAGAAAAAAUGAAGAUUCUAAGGGAUUCGCUCAUCUGGCUGGUCCGUUUCGGUUCGUGGGGAGAAGGCGCGACCGACAUGCUUUUCGACGGGCUAGACAAGGCGCUUCAGACUCGACAGCUAAAGAGGAUUGUCUGGCUAAACAAGCCAUGCGCGAGAGACUUCCUUGACGACCGAAUUGGUUUUCUCACCAACCGCGAAGUCCAGGAUCUGGAGCAGUUGUGGCUUUUGUUUGCGCGACAUAACCGGGCGCCCGCACAGUACGUCUUCAAUCUCGCAAGGCUGGGGAUCAGGGGCCACUCUGCGCCCUCUUGGUUGGAGUUUGACAAGGCGAUCACGGACUUGCAUAUAAUUCCGCGCCUCUUUUGA
Molecule: messenger RNA, 1200 nt
Organism: Aspergillus mulundensis
Lineage: Eukaryota; Fungi; Ascomycota; Eurotiomycetes; Eurotiales; Aspergillaceae
Exons: 1
Coding region: 1-1200 (399 amino acids)
Source: RefSeq, a predicted model, not a curated record